This is a messenger RNA of Anisakis simplex (herring worm), 537 nucleotides long. The record is from the annotation of a GenBank genome assembly. Lineage: Eukaryota; Metazoa; Nematoda; Chromadorea; Rhabditida; Anisakidae.
AUGUGGGAUUUGGGUGUAGCGGUUCGAAAGCGGGUGAUAAGAAUAAUGCGGGAGAUCUGCGAGAGACAACCCGAGUUCGGCAAGAUUCCCGAGAUGUUGUCGAGGAUCGUGAGGAGGGUGUGCGACGAGGAGGGCGUCAAGAAACUCACUCUCGAAACGUUUCAAUUCCUAUGGUUUCAGCCCGUGAAGGAUAGGGUCGAGUGUGCGCUGCUUAUUAAGAAGGUCGGGUUUUUGGUUUAUUUGUCACUUUUGGUGGUUCAAAUGACCGAAAUGGUGCAAAUGUGUAUGCGAGAUAAUUCGUUGGAGUUUUUCGAGCAGUUGUUGAAUAAUCUGCUGAAAGGCGGCGAUAAAACGCUGCUGUUGGCGUCGACGCAGAUGGUGGACACUCUGGUGGAUAAUAUAUUGACGUUGGACUCGAAAAUAGCGAGUGUUGGUAUUUUUGUUGUUUUGUUCGUUUUGCUUGAGGCGGAACUGAACCUGGGAGGUAGGCGAGGUGAGUGUCUAGUUGUGAAUGGAGCCGCUAACCGACUGCGCUAG